AUGAGAGCUGUGCUAAUCGUUGCCAUUCAUUUAUUCUUUUUUUUCAAAUAUUGUAGAAGUGAUUCGAUGGCUCGAGUUCCGAUACCAGGAACCUGUAAAGGAUUUCGUUACGACGGCAGAAUGAACUCAUCAAGCUCGAUGGUGGUUCUUAAUCUUCAAGGAGAGAAGUCUAAUCUUACUGCUACAGGAAGGAGAACAGAGGUAGUCUAUGGAACAUCAAGCAAUUUGUCUGAUCGAAUACGCUUGACACGUAGAGAUGAUGAACGAUUCAAUGUUAUUGUUACAUUUCCACAAAAAGGUAAAAAUGUAUGGCAGAUACGAUACGGUAACACAGCAACUCAAUAUUUGAAUUUUGAACCUUAUUCGUACAAAAUUACAAUUUGGAUAACCAUAUACAACUGCUGUGCAAUUGAACAAAUAUCAAAAUGUGGCUGCACUUAG
Messenger RNA from Auanema sp. JU1783, 441 nucleotides. The record is from the annotation of a GenBank genome assembly. NCBI's taxonomy places the organism in Eukaryota, Metazoa, Nematoda, Chromadorea, Rhabditida, Rhabditidae.